CACAAGGUGAGGGUGACGAGCAUAUCAGAGAAAGUAAGACAAACACCACAGGCUGUUGCAUUGAUACUGCACUCAUGGAAUCCUACUGGCACCUACCUGCCCUGAUGCUGCUGCUAAUAUCAUUGCUUGGCUCAGUAUCGUGCCUACAGAAUGUAUCAAGGAAUGAAAGUGAAUCUGUAAUUUUCACAGUGAAGCUGAAUUUACCUGCACAGAAUGAGCGGACUGUAACAUGGAAGUUUGGUACCAGUCCAAUUGCAUCUGCAGCACUGGGUAACCCUCCUACUUAUAAUAACAGCUGCACAGACAGAUGCCGCCUGUAUGGAAACACUAAUCUCCAGCUGGACAAUCUCACUCCUGCAGAUACAGGGGAAUAUACAGUCAAUGUAUUCAACAUAAUCACUGCUGUGCAACAAACAGAACAGUUUCAUCUCACGGUUUACGCACAUGUAUCUAAUGUGGCACUGAGCAGUAAUGCAUCUUCAGGGCUGCUGUGUCCUGGGAAGGAUUCAGUGAAUCUAACAUGUUCAGCUCUUGGCACUAACGUCACCUUCUCCUGGUACCUGGAUGGAGCACCAUUACCUCCAGACUCCAGAUAUCACUUAAUGAAUUCCAACUCCAGCCUCAUUAUCAGCCCUGUAAUGACAACAGACACUGGGUUCUUUACCUGCACUGGUUCUACGAGUCUGAAUAGUGAGACCAGUAUUCCCCUGACUCUCAGCUUUGGCUGUUCUCCAUAUGGAAAUGUCCAGUGUAAUGCAGUCAAAUCAGAUCAGUCAGUGACACUGAGCUGUUCUUGGCCAGGAGGAUACCCUGCUGCAAAUGUUACCAUGUUAUUUCAGAAUAAAGUGGAAACAGCUCAGGAUACUGUAACUAUGAAUGUACCCCAAAAUUCCAUUUCCUCUGGGGCUGAGCUCACUUGUUUGGGUGCACAAGAGGGACAGAUUACAGCCAGCACAAUGAUAUUAAGAACUCCAAUAGGGACAACCAGUAACUUUGUCUCUGUAGUGACAAAAGGAGACAAUGUCACCAUGUCUGUUGCAUUAGAAUGGAGCAGAAAUGUUUCUCCCAGAAUUCAAGCACUUCCUGCAACAUUCUCCUGGUCCCAACAUGACCGCCCUCUUUCAAUCAAUGGAGGAAAGAUCUCAGUCAUUUCCAGUGAUUAUAAAUCAGAGCUGGUGAUCUCUUCAGUGACUGCCAGUGACAAUGGAAUUUAUGAAUGUGUUGCUGAAAACUUUAUAGGAAAAUCAACUUUCCCCUUUGAGCUCAGAGUGACUGCAGGUUCCAACCAACUUUCUCCUGGUGCAAUAGCCGGCAUUGUGAUCGCUGUCCUGUUUGUUGUAGCACUGAUACCUCUCACUGUAAUCUUCAUUCUCCGCAAGAAGAACAACAACAAGACUCCAACUUCCACAAAUCCAGUAUAUGAAAAUACAGACGCCCAAGCUCCAAACACUUAUGACCGUGUCAUUACAGAUUCAAAGGGGAAUUUGGCAGGAAAUAAGUCUCAGGAAUCCAGCUAUCAGGAACUUCAAUUCCCUCAUAAUAAUGUUUAUAAUAAUUUGAGGGAAAACUCCCAGAUAAUAAUCCAGAUUAUUCCCAGCACUGGAGAGUCAAUCCAUUCACCCCUGUUCCUAGUGCACAAUGGAGUGCACAAGCUGGGGGGUUAG
Molecule: messenger RNA, 1664 nt
Organism: Xenopus laevis (African clawed frog)
Lineage: Eukaryota; Metazoa; Chordata; Amphibia; Anura; Pipidae
Product: carcinoembryonic antigen-related cell adhesion molecule 1-like
Exons: 10
Coding region: 75-1664 (529 amino acids)
Source: RefSeq, a predicted model, not a curated record